AUGCGUUUUUCCAUCACCACCGUUUGCGCCACCCUCCUUACUUUGGCCGCCGCCCAGGGCGCCACCGUCACUCUGCCCGCCGGCGUCACCCUCCCUGCAGGCAUCACGCUCCCGUCCGGCGUGACCGUGGUCCAGACCUCUAACACCGCCGAGCCCGAGGCCGCCAAUCAGCGCAAGCGUGUCCGCCAGUUCGACAACAACAACAACGCCGUCAGCGCCUUCUCCGGGUUCUCGACCUCCAUCGGCCGCCGCCAGACCCGGACCGCCUCCGCCGGAUCCCGCCCUACCCGUCCGGCUGGUCUAGGCCAGUUCUAAAGACCGUGCCGGAUACACGCUAGAUUCCCUGCAGAUGAUGACGACAAAAAGUCUCAGCCGAGGGAUAUUAUCCGAGCUUGCGAUCACGCAUAACGAGCAUGGAUAGCGGCGCCAGGUUGAAUUAGUGUUUUGUUGGAGAUUCAAGUUUGACACAUUCCUUGUUGAGAUUGGGAUAGGUUUUUGGGCAUUCAUUGGAUAGACUGGAUGGGGGAGUGCUUCCUGAGGUGGCAAUUCUGUGUUUCCUAUUGCGGCCC
Molecule: messenger RNA, 569 nt
Organism: Parathielavia appendiculata
Lineage: Eukaryota; Fungi; Ascomycota; Sordariomycetes; Sordariales; Chaetomiaceae
Exons: 1
Coding region: 1-315 (104 amino acids)
Source: RefSeq, a predicted model, not a curated record